This is a messenger RNA of Oryza brachyantha (malo sina), 1250 nucleotides long. Its product is annotated as probable xyloglucan endotransglucosylase/hydrolase protein 29. The record is from RefSeq and is a predicted model, not a curated record. Gene Ontology annotation, cellular component: cell wall; apoplast. Lineage: Eukaryota; Viridiplantae; Streptophyta; Magnoliopsida; Poales; Poaceae. Gene Ontology annotation, biological process: xyloglucan metabolic process; cell wall biogenesis. Gene Ontology annotation, molecular function: hydrolase activity, hydrolyzing O-glycosyl compounds; xyloglucan:xyloglucosyl transferase activity.
GAAAAGCAGAGGUAGCGACCGAGAAUGCAUGAGAGGAGCUCGGCCUGCGCUGCAUAGCUAUUGCUUUAUCAAUUGGAUAUAUAUAACCGAUCAUAGUCAUAGUCAAAGUCACAUAUAUAUAUAUAUACACAUACAGGUUUCAGUUUGAUCAGGUCAGAGCUAGCUGCUAAUUAAGAACAUAGAGGAUCGAGCUGGUAGAUAGAAGAUGGCAAGAACAACAAGGUCAUGGAGCGGCCUCGUUGCAGUAGUGCCAGUGGUAGUGUUGAUGAUGAGGUGGGCAGCAGCAGCUUUGGCGGCGGUGGACAUAUCGCCGGUGCCGUUCGAGCCGCUGUUCGGAGGGGACAACCUGGUUCGCUCACCCGAUGGCGCCCGCACCCUCCACCUCAAACUCGACCGCUACACCGGUUCAGGGUUUGUGUCCAAGUCGGCGUAUCACCAUGGAUUCUUCAGUGCUUCCAUCAAGCUUCCUCAUGGCUACAGUACCGCCGGCGUCGUCGUCGCCUUCUAUCUGUCGAAUGGAGACGUGUUCCCGGGGAAGCACGACGAGCUGGACUUGGAGCUGCUGGGCAACCGGCGAGGGCACGCCUGGCACGUGCAGACCAACAUGAUGUACGGCAACGGCAGCACCGCCCGCGGCCGCGAGGAGCGCUACCUCCUCCCCUUCGACCCCACCGCCGCCCCGCACUCCUACGCCAUCUCCUGGACCCCCGCCGCCGUCAUCUUCUACGUCGACGCCAUGCCACCCAUCCGCGAGAUCGUCCGCUGCUCCGACGACUACCCCGCCAAGCCCAUGCCCGUCUACGCCACCAUCUGGGACGGCUCCGGCUGGGCCACCGACGGCGGCAGGCACAAGGUCGACUACGCCUACGCGCCCUUCACCGACCUCGUCGUCACCGUCCACCUGCGGCCGCGAGAGCUGAUGACGUCGGAGGUGGCCGUGAUGACGCCGGCCAAGCGUGGCGCGAUGCGGCGGUUCCGGUCGCGGCAGCUGACGUACACGGCGUGCCACGACAGGGUGCGGUACAAGGGGGUCGUCUUCCCCGAGUGCGACGACUCGGACCGCGACAGCUUCCACGCGUGGGGUGAGCCCAAGCGCUUGAGCAGCAGCAGCAGCAUCACAUACUCGCCGGCCGGAGGCGUGCACGUACUUCAUCGAUCGUUCCAUUCCUGCUCGUGUAUUUCACUUUCCCACUCAAAUAUGAAUCUUUCUUACUACUACCGUGUAAUCUAAGAGCAACUCGAUCCUCUUU